AUGCAGUACAAGACCCUUUCCUUGCUCCUUUUGACUGCCACUGCCCUGGCUGCACCAGAGGCCAGGCCGGAGGCUGCUCCUGAAGCCGCUCCCGAAGCUUCCCCAGAAGAUUUUGGCAAGAGACAGUAUGAUUACUACUCGAGCCUCAUGAACGAUCUGAACAGCUUGGCCGACACCAACAACUGGGACAAAUACUUGACCAACACCGACUACGAGCAAUACCUGACCAACACCGACUUUGGCGGUUACCCAACCAAUACCGCCGUUGGCAACGCUCCUACAAACACCAAGAUGGGCGGCGUUCCGACUGACCAGGGAGGUCUCGGCUCCUCCAUGCCAACCGCCGCUUUCACCUACGACGGCAUGCCUCCUCCGUCCAUUGCCUCUGUGCUCAUCACUGCUGUUCCUUCCUCAUACCUGUCUGAGCUGGCCAAUCCCAGCGCUCGCUCAUCCCUUAUCCACGAUAUCCAACAGGGUCACUACCCUGCCUGGUACAGCAAUCUGCCUAACAGCGUCAAGCAGUGGAUCUCGACCAACUAUGCUUCCAUGACUGGUGCCGCAGCAACGGCCACCGGCAAAUCGGGCUCUGGGUCUGGAUCCAGCGGAUCUGGUUCUCAGGGCUCUGCGUCGAGCACCAGCUCGCAAGGCGCUGCUCCUGCUGCCACUGGUGCCAUUGCGGCUAGCAUUGCGGGUGCUGCUGGUAUCCUUGGUCUUGCCCUGGCUCUGUAG
Molecule: messenger RNA, 729 nt
Organism: Aspergillus viridinutans
Lineage: Eukaryota; Fungi; Ascomycota; Eurotiomycetes; Eurotiales; Aspergillaceae
Exons: 2
Coding region: 1-729 (242 amino acids)
Source: RefSeq, a predicted model, not a curated record